This is a messenger RNA of Neurospora tetraspora, 1020 nucleotides long. RefSeq lists its product as uncharacterized. NCBI's taxonomy places the organism in Eukaryota, Fungi, Ascomycota, Sordariomycetes, Sordariales, Sordariaceae. The coding region runs from base 1 to 1020 and encodes 339 amino acids. The record is from RefSeq and is a predicted model, not a curated record. The transcript has 4 exons.
AUGCACUGGAGUUCACUUACCGCGCUCGCACUUGUGGCGCCUUCGACGGCGUUGAUCCGAUUUGGCUGCUCGCAGCUCACCGUCCAACGCGUAGAUCCGCUCGUCAACCCCGGACUCUCUCCCUCUCCUCAUCUUCACCAGAUCAUUGGUGGCAAUGCCUUCAACCUCUCCAUGGACCCCCGAGAAGACAUUGGAGAGAAGGCCACAUGCACAACCUGCCAGUUCUCAGAGGAUUUCUCCAACUACUGGACCGCCGUACUCUUCUUCCGUGCCCGCAACGGCUCCUACCACCGGGUCCCGCAGGUUCCCAACAUCGGCUUCGAAGGCUCCAACGGAGGCAUGACCGUGUACUACAUGCAGGACGGGCUGGCCAACUACCAGCAAACAUCCAAGGUAACCGCCUUCAAGCAAGGAUUCCGCAUGCUCAUCGGCGAAGCUUCCUAUCGGAGCAAGCAGCAAGCUACGCGGUUCCGGCAGAUCACGUACACAUGUCUUCAGGACCCUGGCACCCGGUUCCCCGAGUCCAUGAACUUCCCAACCAAGCCGUGCCCGGCCGGGAUCAUGGCCAAUUUGAGGUUCCCAACCUGCUGGGAUGGCAAGAACCUCGAUACGCCGGAUCACAUGAGCCACAUGGAAUAUCCGGAGUCCGGGACCUUUGAGAAUGGUGGGCCUUGCCCGGCUAGCCAUCCAGUGCGGGUGCCCCAGUUGAUGUAUGAGACCAUCUGGGACACAAGCAAGUUCAACGAUAAAGAGCUUUGGCCUGAGGAUGGAAGCCAACCUUUUGUUUGGUCUAUGGGUGAUUAUACCGGGUUCGGAUCCCACGGCGAUUAUGUCUUUGGUUGGAAGGGCGAUUCCCUGCAGCGGGCUAUGGACUCGGCGUGCUAUGUUAACUGCCCGACCCUGAAGACGCAGAGCGUGUCGGCAAUGAACAAGUGCAAGUACAACGAGGUACUCGUGGAUGAGCCAAUCGAUGGAUGGCUCGAUUCCAUUCCCGGAAUGGAGGGGAUGGAGAAGAAGUAG